Molecule: messenger RNA, 3966 nt
Organism: Cydia strobilella
Lineage: Eukaryota; Metazoa; Arthropoda; Insecta; Lepidoptera; Tortricidae
Product: large neutral amino acids transporter small subunit 1
Exons: 13
Coding region: 97-1557 (486 amino acids)
Biological process (GO): amino acid transmembrane transport
Cellular component (GO): membrane
Molecular function (GO): L-amino acid transmembrane transporter activity
Source: RefSeq, a predicted model, not a curated record
GGUAUUCAGCUCGGUAGGGCUGGUCGCGCGCCGAAAAAAAAGGCGGGAAAAAUCAGUGGAGUGACUUUUUAUUAUCUUAGUGUGUGAUAAAUCAAAAUGUCACCAAAAAAAGCAGCUGACGAAGAAUGCGAAGACCUAAAAGCGGACGUGGAAGUCGAAGGGGGCAACGAUGCCGGAGCCCUGGAGGCCAAAAUGUCCCUCCUCAACGGAUGCACAGUUAUCGUGGGGUCCAUUAUCGGGAGUGGCAUCUUCGUGUCUCCGACUGGGGUACUUAAAGGGACAGGUUCGGUGAACGCUAGUCUUCUUGUCUGGGUGGCCUCUGGAAUCUACAGUAUGAUCGGCGCCUACUGCUACGCAGAACUGGGAACCAUGAUUCGUCAGAGCGGCGCGGACUACGCAUACAUAAUGGAGACUUUCGGACCGUUCGCUGCUUUCGUUCGGCUGUGGAUCGAAUGUAUGAUCGUCAGACCUUGCUCGCAGGCGAUAGUUGCGCUAACGUUCAGUGUGUACGUGCUAAAGCCGAUCUUCCCCGAGUGCGAGCCUCCGACGGAAGUGACCAGGCUACUGGCUGCCUGCUGCAUACUGCUCCUGACCUUCAUAAACUGCUGGUCCGUCCGAGCUGCCACGCGCGUGCAGGACUGGUUCACGUACGCCAAGCUCCUGGCGCUGUUCAUCAUCAUCGGAGGAGGCAUCUACCAGCUGUGCAGAGGUCAAACGCAGCAUUUCACGUUCGAGGGGACGUCAAGUGACGUCACAUCUAUUUUUCUCUCGUUUUACUCCGGACUCUUCGCUUAUAACGGAUGGAACUAUCUGAACUUCAUCAUCGAAGAGCUAAAAGACCCCGUCCGGAACCUGCCGCGCGCCAUCGGUAUCUCCGUCGCUUUGGUCACCAUCGUGUACACUUUCACCAAUGUCGCUUUCUACACCACGCUCUCUCCCACGGAGAUGUUAGGAACCCCAGCAGUAGCUGUGAUGUUCGCUGAGCGCUUGUUCGGAGCGUUUGCGCUCUCCAUUCCGCUGUUCGUUGCAGCAUCUACUUUUGGCGCUGUCAACGGCGUGCUUCUGACUUCUUCUCGUCUGUUCUACGCCGGCGCGGCCCAAGGCCAAAUGCCAGAGAUGUUAACCAUGGUAUCUUCUCGAGCGACGCCCGCGCCCGCCGUGCUCGCCGUGGCGCUGUUGUCCUUGAUGUACCUCAUGAGCUCGGACAUCUUCGUGCUUAUCAACUACGUCGGCUUCGCUACCUGGUUGAGUAUCGGCGCAGCGGUGGUGUGUCUGCCCGUGCUGCGGUGGACGCGGCCCGAACUUGAGCGCCCCAUCAAGGUCAACCUCUUCUUCCCCGCUAUAUACAUCAUCGCGACUCUUCUGGUGGUGAUCGUGCCAGCGAUAGCGUCCCCCGCGGAGACCGGCAUAGGCUGUCUCAUGAUCCUUACUGCCGUCCCUGUCUAUCUUUUGCUACUGCACCCUCGUACCAAGGUGCGGGGCCUGGCGUCUCUCACCACGGCAGCAACUCAUCUUAUACAAAAGCUGACAUUAGCAGUUAGACCAAAAACGAAGUGAACGGCUCACCGACGCAAGAUUCUCGCUCACAUAUCCGACCAUUCCCAAUGCAUUCCAGUGAUCAAAGAACUAUCAAAUGUAGGUAAUAUAAGAAAUAAUUUAAACCACAAAAUCACGAUUAGCGUAGGCUUCCAAACAAAAAAAAAUAUAGACGGCCGUUUUCAUUGUCUCUGGUAACUUUAGUCAUGUCAGUAUAAAAAAAAUUGUCAAUGUUGCCAGUGUUCUAUUUCAUGUUAGGAGAGUUUGGCAAGCAUUUUCCGUAAGUGGAAAAAGACGGCAAAUUUGAAUUUUGGCGUAGGAUCGGAUUUUCAUACAAAAUUUGAAUUUCGCGCUUUUUCUACUUACAAAGUGUGUUUGCCAGAGUAUAGUUUAAAUGGCCAUAUAAAUGUGCUUUUAUAAUAUUUAUCAAAUUUUAAUAUACGAACACUGAAUGUAAUGAUAAAAAUAUCUGAGGUGUUUUUAUAUUAGCGUUUAUGUAAAUGUAAGUCUUGUUGACUGUUGUCAAAUUUAAAUAGGUACAUGUCUUUAGGAUGACAUUGGUAACUUAAUGUAAGUUAAAAGGGUUUUUAGGUACCAUCACUACCAUCUCAUUAUGAGUAAUUUCAAGUACAUUAUUUUAUAAUAGUAUUACAUUUAACAUAUAUACAUAAAAGCGGACUUAAAUAGGUUUGUAUGGUUUAUUCAUAAAACCUAUUGGGACCAUCAUCUCAUGUUUAGAUGAGUUUUGAAGUGUUCUAUUCUAUUUCAUGGAAAGAGCAUGGAACAAUUUGAAUUUGAGAUUCAAACUGAGCUGUAAUCUCAUUGUAACGCUUUAUUAUUUUUAUGACCUCGAAAAUGACAAUACUUUCAUAAUUUUGUAUUAUAACUGGUAGCUUUUAUAUGUAUCUCAAUUAUAAUUGAGAGAUUAGGUACUAACAGGCAGUUGUAAAAUACAUAUUUAGACGAAACAUAAUAUAUAUCAAAAGGCGUUUAAUUCAUGGUCCUUCGAACCGGAAAUAGUAUUUUUAAAAACCUUUACAGACCUUUUUAAAACCACCUAUGAAAGUAUGAAGUCGUAAAAUGAAAAUGAGACUUGGCCUCCGACACAAGACAGCGCCCUUUUUCUCGCUUCUGCGCUAUUUCUUGCCAAUUGUUGACUCGGAGUUCGGGCAGAUCCGCCUCCACACUUACUUUUAGACAUGUAAAAGGGGAAAAGUGUGGUGCUUGUGACAUUCGAGCCGUUUUUAGUUUUUAACAACUGUCUGUAAGUACAGGUUUGUAGCUGGUAGCAGUACCUAUACUAAGAGCAACAGAGCAUAGAGAUGUUUGACCAGGCUCGCUCAUUGGAUGCAUAUUUAAAAUAAUUAUUACGAUAUCAUGGGCCCAUUUCAUGAAAACUUGUAAAUUUAAAUGCAUGCAGUCUUUUAUUUUAGUAAAAGAAAUUAUAAAAAAACAACCUUUAAUUUAAUGAAACGAGCCCUAAGUCUAAUCGAAUUAAAUGUUAUACUUUAAAGUGUGAUCGUGCGUGAAUCAUUUGUCUAUAUUAUUUCCAAAAAAAAAAUUAUGUAGAUGAUGGGAGUCACUUUCUGAUAAAAUAUAUCUGUAAGUUUAAUGGUGGUUGCCAUGUUUUAUUUUGUCAAGUAAUAAUAUUUUUUGGCUGUGCCUACUUUUUUAAGUCUCCCAAAGAUUCAUCUCGUGUGUUAAUAUUUUUUAUAAGAUUAGUGUAAGUACAUGUAUUUUUUUUUAACUAUUUUUUAUGCUUUUUGAUAGAUUAUUUUGUUUGUAAUUUUGUAUAUAACGAAGAAAGACAUACGGAACAUUCCAAAAUACAACUGCCUCAAUUUGAAAUUGUUGGUAUUUUUAAUUAAAUAUAUUAAAAUAGAUAUUUAAGGUUGUAACAUGAAAAUGUUGCUUUUGCUCAUUUUAUUUUAAAACGGUGAGAUUGUAUUAUAGUCAGACACACAUAGUAUAAAUGUGGAUUAUGUUAUUUCGACAAGUUUUAUGCAGCAUUUUAGCUGUAUCAUUAAAAAACAUUUUUUUGUGUCCUUACUACAUUGUAACAAAUUGCUUACUAUGUACGCUUAUUUGCUACUCGACUAUAUAGGUAUAUAAAACAAUAUUACAUCAGCGUUUUCUCAUACCACAAUUGCAUUGGUUUGUACUAUGUAUAUUUAUUAUUGAUUAAAAAAACUGUAGACGAAAAGUCGUACUAAUAAAAGAAUUAAAAUAAAUUGACUCGUAAAGAGGGAACAAACCUAUUUAUUUUCACUUGUUACUAUGUAACACUUGCAUUUGUUUCUGUCUGCACUCACAUUUAUGAAUUAAAUCAAUUACUAUACUAAGUGUAAUGUUAUAUGUCGCCGUAUGUGUUGCAUCGGAUGUACUCGCAGGAUCAACACAGUAUGACAAUAAUAAAUUGUUAAACCAACA